AUGAAAUACAGGGAACGCUCAACGGAAGUUGAGGGACGGUUGCAAGCUUUAAUGAGGGGCGAGCUCAGAUACUUAAUUAAACUUGAGAAUUUGACCGUUUCCAGCGAAUUAAUCCCCCCUUCCCUACUUUAUGGCUUCCAGUUCCAAUAUGGACAUAGAGGGCGCGACCCAGCACCUCCGGGACAUCUUAAAACUGGAUCGUCCCGGUAAUUCGGCCGAUUCCUCUUUGGUAGAGAGCCAGAGAAAUCUAUCUUUCAAUGGAGAGUCGAAUGGUGUUUUUGGAGCGGAUAUUAUCAACGCAGGAGGACAUGCAGAAAUGGUGGAGCCGACUUCUCACAACUCAGACAAACUCAAUGGACAGGACACACAGACUAUCUGCCUUUCAGGAGAUGAUGAGUCCACCUGUGUCUCCAUCAGAGCAAACAAUGUGGAAAUUGUGUCCAGCCGUGACUCUAGUAUUGACAGUAAGGCUCGUGGUAGCAACAAGGUUAAAAUACAGCCAGUGGCCAAAUAUGACUGGGAGCACAAGUACUACUAUGGCAAUUUAAUAGCCGUGUCCAACUCAUACGUGGCUUAUGCCAUCAGAGGUGCAAACAAUCAUUCGAUGAUCCGUGUGCUGCAACUGGGCUCGACGGAGCGUUCGCUGCUGAAGGGCUUCACCGGUGCAGUCACAGACCUUGCCUUCGCCCACUUAGACUCCACCCUCUUGGCCUGCGUGGAUGAAGCUGGAAACAUGUUCAUUUGGCAGCUCACUAGUCACAACGGCAAAAUACAAGAUGAAGUGAUCGUUCACAUCCACAGGCCUGAGGACACUCCACUUAAUUCCAACCGCAGACUCAUCUGGUGUCCCUUUAUCCCAGAAGACAAUGAUGAGAACCCGGAGGAUGCAUGUCAGACAUUGGCACUGCUUCAUGAAGACAGAGCUGAGGUUUGGGACCUUGACAUCCUCCGAUCCAAUAACAGCUCAUGGCCUGUGGAUGCCACUGAACUGAAAGAGGGGUUUAUCACUAUUAGAGGACACACAGCACGCAUUAGUGAGGGAGCGCUGUCACCUGAUGGCACUGUCUUGGCCACAGCAAGUCAUGAUGGAUAUGUCAAAUUUUGGCAAAUCUACAUUGAAGGCCAGGACCAACCCAGAUGUUUGCAUGAAUGGCAGCCACAUAAUGGACGACCCCUUUCCUGCCUGCUCUUUUGUGACAACCACAAGAAGCAAGACCCUGAAGUUCCGUUUUGGCGAUUCCUGAUCACUGGAGCUGAUCAGAACCAGGAGCUGAAGAUGUGGUGCACAGUGUCCUGGACCUGCUUACAAACCAUCAGGUUUUCUCCAGAUCCAUUUAACAGCAGUGUGCUACCCAGCCUGAAGGCCAGUUUGGACUUGUCUGCAGAGUUUCUUAUCCUUAGUGAUGUUCAGAGGAAGGUGUUGUACGUCAUGGAGCUGUUACAGAACCAGGAAAAAGGCCGUGCCAACUUCACUGCAGUUUCAGAGUUUCUGCUUACAUACCCUGUGCUCAGCUUCGGCAUACAGGAUGUUGCCCGUGCACGAUUGCGACACACUGAGGUCCUUCCCCCUGAUGAGGAAAGUGAAAGCAUGACAACAGAAGGAAGCCAGGGACCCUCAGAGUCCAAAUCAGGAAUCCAGAUUAAACUCUACUGUGUGCAUACAAAAUCACUACAGGAUGUGCAGAUCUGGUUCCAGCCCAAUCAGGGGGCCUCAUCCUCCCUUUUCAUGCCUCAGUCUGGAUCACAAGAUGGCUUUGGUUUUUCUGACCCGCUGGCUGAUCUGAAUGUGGAAGCAAUGAGCUCUGAUAAGGAGUCUGGGGACAGUGGAUCACAGAACGACCUGAGUAAAAUUCUGCCACUUCCAUGUCCAGCUGACUUCAUGAGUCCAGCCCCAUCAGCCUUGCCCAAACUCAUGACCCCGGACGCCUUUUUGACGCCCAGUGCUUCUAUGCCCGCCUCUCCUGGCAGCAGUGCAAGCAGCCUGACCAUAGUCACGGCCAUGAGCAGCUCAGACAGCGGUGCAAGGGGUGGAGAUGAUCUAAACCAGAGCCCUAAAAUGUCUGUCGACUGUGGCAACACCAGCUUGAAUCUGAGUGCCAGCGCUGGCAGUUCAAGAUCCAACUCCAUCCUUAUCUCAGGCCUUGGGGAAAACAUCCAGGUAUUAAUGGACAUGGUUUCCUCUCCAAACCCUCCUCUCUCCCUGGAUCUCCAGGCCAUAGAUCCCAUGAUUGUCCCUCAGGCCUCUCCGACCAGAGCUCGCUCUCCGGAUGUCAUUUCAUCUGCUUCUACGGCAAUGUCCCAGGACAUCCCCGAGAUCGCCUCGGAAACCCUGCAGAGAGGACUGGCCGCUGACUCGGCCUCCGUCCUGCAUUCUGACAGCAUGGCUUCAGCCGCAUCGGUCCUCCACCUGCUGUCUCAGAGAGCCCGGAGCGGUGCUGAGCACAGUUUGUUGCCUCUCGAAUUGGGUGCAGCAUCUGUGGAUGGAGAACAAAGACUCAAUAGCACACCCUCACUACUAGAGACGGCUCUGUCACAGGAGAACGCUGUAGCAGCUGGAGGUUCUUGUUCUGACAGCAGCGUGAACCAUGCGUGGCCAGCAGCACCCGAUAUCACACGAGAGACUCGCAACAGCCUGAGAGACAAUGGUUUGGGAGACUGCUCUAGGGAGGAAAUAAAGGACAGGCACAUUUCUUCCCCCUACCACAGGCGCACCUAUCACCUGACUCAGAACGACAGUCAAGAUGCAAGUGCAGAGCAGAGUGAUCAUGAUGAUGAGGUUGCCAGUCUGGCCUCCUCGUCGGGGAACUGUGGCCCUCGCUCCUCUCACAGACUCCCCGUAAAAGACUGGAAAACAUCACCACGCAGCUCCCCCAAGCUCAAGAGGAAGAGCAAGAAAGAUGAAGGAGAGUCCUCACAGUCUAGACAGAUUGAGAACCAGAUGAGCACAGAGGUUCAAGAUGAGCUCCUGCUGAUGUUGCGGAGCCAGCAGAGGGAGUUAGCCGAGCUGAGACAGAACCAGCUGGACAUCCUGCAGAGAGUUACCAGCCACAUGGAUGCCAUACAGAGCUCCAUCAUGGCUCAUAUCGAGCACUCCAUGUUGGCUCAGCAGGAGCAAGAACAGAGAAGAAUGGAGCGAAUUCUGGCUGAGGGACAAAGCCGGAACCAACAGCUCCACGACCAGCUUGCUCAGCAGCUUGUCCAGACUCUGAACAACAGUCUGUGCAACCGGCUAGACAAAGUUUUGCGUGAAGAAUUGAAAAAGAUCGUCCCACAGACCAUAUCGAAGAGUCUAGAACCUGUGACUGGCCAGAUGAACAGCACCAUCGCUGCCAAGUUAACCGCAGUGGAAGGAACACUGAAGGAAAAUGUCACCAAAGUUGUUAAGUCCAAGAACACUACAGAUGCCAUCGGUCGUGCUGCUGCUGAGGCCAUGCAGGGCCCCAUUCAGGCAGCAUACAAAGAGACCUUCCAGAGCAUUGUGCUUCCUGUGUUUGAGAGAGGCUGCCAGUCCAUGUUUCAGCAGAUCAAUGACAGCUUCAAACAGGGAACCCACGAAUACAUCCAACAGCUUGAGACGCAUAUCAAGAACAGGAAACAGCGGGACCAGGAUGCACGGGAUCCUGUGAUUGGCCAGCUGCAACAGAUGAUUGACACACUCCAGAAUUCUCAAGACCAGCUGGCCUCCACUGUGACGGCCAGCGUGUGCUCUGACGUUCAGCAUCAGCUCCACAUGAUCGUGGGAAACCUGCAGGACUCAAUCCUGACGCAGGUGCAGCGCAUAGUGAAGGGAGAGGUGAGUCUGGCCAUGAAGGAGCAGCAGGCAGCCGUCACCUCCAGCAUCAUGCAGGCCAUGCGCUCGGCUGCAGGAACUCCUGUCCCCUCCACACAUCUGGACUACCAGGCCCAGCAGGCCAGCAUACUGCAGUUACUACAGCAGGGCCAGCUCAACGAGGCCUUCCAACAGGCUUUAUCCGCAGCAGACCUGAAUCUGGUGCUGUACGUGUGUGAGACCAUUGACUCUCAGCAAGUGUUCGGCCAGCAGCCCUGUCCACUCCAUCAGGCCGUCCUCCUGUCCCUCAUCCAGCAGCUCUCCACCAACCUGAGCACACGCACAGAACUCAAGAUCAGCUAUCUAGAAGAUGCCGUGAUGAACCUGGACCACGGAGAUCCAGUCACCCGAGACCACAUGUCUGCAGUGCUGUCCCAGGUACGACAGAAGCUCCUGCACUUCCUGCAGCAGGACACCCAGAGCCCUCUGAGCAAGCGUGCACGGCGCCUCAUGAUGAUGCUGCAGGGCCUGGUCAAUCACUAGAGCCCCUUCAGAUGGUCACAAGCCCUCAGUCAGCGUCCCGUCACGACCUUGUACCACCCUGCUGUUCGGUUGCUUAUCUUAGUUCUGCCGCUUAUUGGCUAUCUCCAAAGCACUAUUAGGAGUUGUAGUCCAGACUUGGACAUAAAGAUAUAUUGGUGGGUUUGGACUACAUCUCCCCAUCCUGGCCUUCCUCCUCUUUUUGCCUGCACAUGUGAAAAAUCAUCAGUUUGUAUGCGGCACUAUCAUCAAUGCAGAACAGGACAUGGGAUACUUCAGUUCAUUCUUUGAGACCACGACGACAUGGUGGUGUUUCUUUUUUUUUUUUUUUUUGGCUUUCAUCCUCGACAAGGAAUCAGGAACAAGACUGUGGAGAGCAUGAGAACGAAAGUAACCUGCUGAACGGAUGGUUUUCAGGCUGUUUAUUUUGGUGAAGCGCCAUUAAAUGCUGCAGAUAUGGAGACAUGAUCACCGCCUCAUGAACAUCAGCCCUGUCGGUUAUUGAUGGUUGUAUUUAGGCUGAAAAUAAUGCUGCUUUCUCAUGUCGAGUGCAGCAUCAGACAUGUUCCUGGAAUUUUUUUUGGCAAUUCUAUCGGGAUACAAAAAGAUCAAAGCGAGAUUUCUGUUCUCACACAGUUUGAUACCAUGUUUCCCAAUCAACAGAGCCCUGUAAAAUAUGUUUGAGGGCUUAUAUUACCAAGAAAUGCUAACCACACAUGUCCCAUCGCAUGCAGUACAACUGCAAGUCUCUAGAGGGCAUGCAUCUAUAUAUAAUUCUUUUCUAAUUUUAUAUGGUGUUUCUUUUUUUUUUUUCAGUUAUUCUGUGAAAUUACACUACAGCGAAUGCAGCAAGGCUUUUUUUCUGUUUCGUAUGUAUCGUAGCCCCCAAAUAUUUAAAAGUGUUGGAGAAAGGGGCUGGAAUGCCUACUUUCUGCUCUGUUCUAGUCAGUUGCUCGUAUUUGAUUUGGACUGAGAUUGCCGACACUUGUUAUGGAGGGACUAUUUGGCCAUUCCCUCUGAUAGAGGAAGAACAAAAAAGAAAGUGCCUUAUCAGCCUUUUGCGUAUCAGAUACUGGUAAUCGUUUCUUCGAUCCCUAUGAUGGGCGCCACAUUGGUGUGUGUGGCCUAGCUUCAAGCAAAUUUUCUUUCUCACUUUAACACAGAAUUGGACAGGGUUUUUCCUGAAACGUUUCCUUUAAAGUGCUGUAAACUGUGAUCUGAGUUUGUUUUUUGUUUUAUCCCCCCUUCCAUUAUUUCCUCACACGUUUCAUCCUAAUGCAACAAGGAAGUGCCGGCCCGUUGAUUGUGUUUAACACAUUAUUCGUUCCCUGUCAUUUUUAUUUUUGAGCUGUGCAUAUUAUAUCCGCCGUCUCUGUGGCUCAUUAGGACAUUUUUACAGGGUGUAGGCAAUGUGUCCUUUUGCUUUAUUCUCUUAUGUAAAAAAAAAAAAAGCUCUUUAACAGACAUGAGCCUGCUGUGCAAUUGAGGAUAAAUCUGAGGCUCUAAUUAGGAAAUAUUAAACUCGGCAUGCUUGCAUGCUACUGGUGAGAGCCAUGUAUACACAAGUUAACCUGUUUUUACGAAUUUAACAGCCUAUUUUGUUCUGUGAACCUGUAGUAAUCCCUUUUCAUUGUCAUUUCACUUUCUUAAAUAGUAUAGUUUCCAGCAAAGAUAACCUGCGAUCGGAUAGACAGUUUUAUGUUAUGUCGGGUUGAAAUGUCAGUUUUAAGGUUUUGUUGCAUUGCGAGAGUAAUUGGUUUCGAUGCCGUUUUAGACACGUCUGAUGAUGUUUGGGUUAAUACAUAGCCUUCAGUGUUUGAGGCUUACACAAACUUUCUUUUUUUUUGCUUCUCAAGAGAUUUGCAUUGCAGGUUGUGUACGACAAUUUAACUGUAAUUUUUUUUUCCAUUUGUGUUGAUUUUUGUUCCUUAUGUUUGGAAUUGUGUUGUACAUUUUACACUUGUUUCUUUCAUCCUAGAUGUUUUUGGAAUAAAAAAAGAAAAACAUUGUUCAA
This is a messenger RNA of Pimephales promelas (fathead minnow), 6323 nucleotides long. It is a transcript of the gene edc4, whose product is annotated as enhancer of mRNA decapping 4. The record is from RefSeq and is a predicted model, not a curated record. Lineage: Eukaryota; Metazoa; Chordata; Actinopteri; Cypriniformes; Leuciscidae. Gene Ontology annotation, molecular function: protein binding. Gene Ontology annotation, cellular component: P-body. Gene Ontology annotation, biological process: deadenylation-independent decapping of nuclear-transcribed mRNA.